AUGGGUUCGAUUCGCUCGGAUCUGAGAGGAAGAAUCUUCCCGGAGCCCAUCGACCACUUCGACCGGCUGCCGGACUCCGUCAUCCUCCUGAUCUUCAACCAGAUCGGCGAUGUCAAGGCCCUCGGCCGCUGCUGCGUCGUUUCCAGGCGAUUUCACGAUCUCGUUCCCCAGGUCGACAACGUCGUAGUCCGCGUGGACUGCGUCGCGCCACCCGAUCUCCUCCCUCUUCCGCGUCCUUUUCUCCGGACUCCUGAAGCCCUUGCAGUCCCUGUCUCAGCUUAUCACCCAUCCGUCCCCAUCGUCACUCACCAUUCGCCUACUCAGGUAUUGAAGAAUUUCAAUGAGAUAAAGCUUCUCAGAAUAGAGCUUCCCAGCGGGGAAUUAGGGAUUGAUGAUGGUGUUCUGCUAAAGUGGAAGGCUAACUUUGGUUCGACUCUUGAUAGAUGCAUUAUUCUUGGAGCCUCAAGUGUCAUUCAGAACACGGGUAUUGCUGUUAAGUGUAUGAGUAGUUGUAAUAGCAAUGAUUGUGUUGUUAACAACAACAACAACAACAACAACAGCGCUAAUAGUGGGGUAGAUGAUGAUAACGGAAGCAUACCCGAGUCAUUUUACACAAACGGAGGGUUAAAAUUGAGAGUUGUAUGGACUAUAAGCUCCUUAAUAGCUGCCUCAGCCAGACAUUAUCUGCUGCAGCCUAUUAUAGCGGAGCACAAGACAUUGGAGAAUUUGGUAUUGACAGAUGCGGAUGGGCAGGGGGUUUUGUCUAUGAAUAAAGAGCAGUUAGAGGAGCUGAGGGUGAAACCCUUGUCAGCAUCUUCAGCAUCAAAAAGGACACUUGUGCCGGCUUUGAAUAUGCGGUUGUGGUAUGCGUCCCAUCUCGAGUUGCCGAAUGGUGUGAUAUUAAAGGGGGCGACUUUAGUUGCGAUUAGGCCCAGCGAGCAGCCCAAGAAGGAGGUGAUGGGCUCGGAGGGUGAUUGGGUUUCGUCGGCCUUUGACGAGCCGUUUGGGACUGCUGUGAGGAUGUUGGCUGAAAUUGGAGGCGGGGUGCUGCCUAUCCUUUUCACAAACAUCUAUAUCCUGUGCACUACUGGAGUAUUUGGUAAUCUCGGUUUAAGCUUUUUCUCUCACCCUCGCUGGACCACUGCACUGGAGCCACCACCGGUCCUCCUCCUCUGCCGCCGCUCCACUUCUUGGAGUAUUAGCAACCGAAGAGCAACAAAUGUUUCAGACUUUCAGCAGGUUACAUGUAACAUGGCUGCUCCCGAAGAUGAGACAACAGCUGGAGUUUAUCGAUUGGAGGAGUUGAAAAUAAGCAAGAUGAACUAUCUUGUUUUGAAGAAGCCCGAGCUCGAAGAUUUUUGUAGGAAAACAUGUUUAAUUCCAGUACCUGAUGGUUCUAUUGACAUAGCUAUAGAUGCUGUUGAUAUUCUCCAAAUAUCUGAAGUCAAGGAAGAGGCAUUCAGUCGGAAAGAAAGCCUUAAAAACGUUGAGAAAUGGAGCCGUACAUGA
This is a messenger RNA of Striga asiatica, 1509 nucleotides long. The record is from the annotation of a GenBank genome assembly. NCBI's taxonomy places the organism in Eukaryota, Viridiplantae, Streptophyta, Magnoliopsida, Lamiales, Orobanchaceae.